Nicotiana attenuata is the source of this 1291-nucleotide messenger RNA. Its product is annotated as glucan endo-1,3-beta-glucosidase 6-like. The record is from RefSeq and is a predicted model, not a curated record. The coding region runs from base 95 to 1126 and encodes 343 amino acids. The transcript has a single exon. Lineage: Eukaryota; Viridiplantae; Streptophyta; Magnoliopsida; Solanales; Solanaceae. Gene Ontology annotation, cellular component: plasma membrane. Gene Ontology annotation, biological process: carbohydrate metabolic process. Gene Ontology annotation, molecular function: hydrolase activity, hydrolyzing O-glycosyl compounds.
UAGCUUUUGACUUUGUUGUAGGUAUGUUGCAGUUGGAAAUGAACCUUACUUGACAACCUACAAUGGAACUUACCUUCGAACAACUCUUCCUGCUAUGCAAAAUGUCCAAACUGCACUCGUGAAAGCUGGCCUCGGUAAUAAAGUAAAGGUUACUUGCCCCCUCAAUGCUGAUGUUUAUGAGAGCUCCAGUGGCUUGCCAUCAGGUGGUGAUUUUCGAGCUGAAAUCCAUGGCUUUGUGAGCCAACUUGUCAAGUUCUUAAGCGACAACGGUUGUCCCUUUACAAUCAAUAUCUAUCCAUUCAUAAGCCUUUAUAUUGACCCCAACUUCCCAGUUGAAUAUGCUUUCUUUGAUGGAAAUGCAACACCUCUAAAUGAUGGUGGGACAACCUACACCAACAUGUUUGAUGCAAAUCACGAUACUCUUGUGUGGGCUUUACAGAAGAAUGGUUUUGGGAACGUCCCUAUAAUAAUCGGAGAAAUUGGUUGGCCCACUGAUGGUGACCGCAAUGCUAAUGCACAACUUGCACAACGAUUCAACCAAGGAUUCAUGCAGCAUAUAUCAGAAGGAAAAGGCACCCCUAUGAGGCCUGGGCCUAUUGAUGCCUAUCUGUUUAGUUUAAUUGAUGAGGAUGCUAAGAGCAUUCAACCUGGAAAUUUUGAACGUCACUGGGGAAUAUUUACAUAUGAUGGCCUACCCAAAUACUCCCUAAAUCUUGGCACUACAAAUUCAGGGGCUUUAGUUCAAGCUAAAAAUGUGAAGUAUUUGGAGAGGAAGUGGUGUGUGUUUAAACCCAAUGCUAAGGUGGAUGACCCCCAGAUUGCGCCUAGCAUGAGCUAUGCUUGUGGACUUGCUGACUGCACGAGUCUCGGGUAUGGAACAUCUUGUGGAGGUUUGGAUGCACGUGGAAAUAUUUCAUAUGCGUUCAACAGCUACUACCAGAUAAACAAUCAGCUUGACGAUGCUUGCAAGUUCCAAGGGCUUGGAACUGUCACAAAGUCAGAUCCAUCAACUGGUACUUGCCGGUUUGGGCUCAUGAUAGAGCAAUACUACGGAGGUGCAGACCGACAACUUGGCUAUACAAGGAUGGCGUUGGCUCUACUUGUCGUUCUGUGGACAAUUUUAUGAUCACUUCUCUUUUCUGGCUACCUGGUUUGCUUCUUUGAAAUGAUUGUUGAUCCUGUUAUGUAGCACAUCACCAAAUUAAAUUUUUUCUCCUUCCCUCGACAGCCAACAUUGAUGUUCAUUUGAAACUUGCAUUAUGAAAUUAAUGUCUGCCUGUGAUUUUGAAUG